Messenger RNA from Pieris rapae (cabbage white), 880 nucleotides. Its product is annotated as chymotrypsin-1-like. The record is from RefSeq and is a predicted model, not a curated record. The coding region runs from base 77 to 817 and encodes 246 amino acids. Lineage: Eukaryota; Metazoa; Arthropoda; Insecta; Lepidoptera; Pieridae. Gene Ontology annotation, biological process: proteolysis. Gene Ontology annotation, molecular function: serine-type endopeptidase activity. The transcript is spliced from 5 exons.
AAAAUGUCUCUGAGGAACUAUUUCCUAGUUGGUUUUGUGCUUUGCGGGGCUCUUGCCGCAGAAAUACCAAAGAGCGAUGACAUUAAGGAAGAAUCGGGGGGGGGGCGCGGCCGGACGCGUCGUGGGUGGGACAGAUGCACCAGAUGGGGCUUUGCCAUACCAAGUUUCUGUACAGAAUCAAAAUAACUUCUCCUUCUGUGGUGGUGCAAUCAUUGCUGACAUAUGGAUCCUUACUGCAGCACAUUGCUUCAAAAAUAAGAAGGCAGAAGACUUGAGCAUUUUGGCUGGUACAAACAGCAAAACGUCUGGAGGUACCAGAUACAAAAUUGACAAAAUUGUAAACCAUGAAAAAUAUACCGAUGCACCGAAUGUAAAUGAUAUUGCUCUAUUAAGAACCAAAGAGAAGAUUAAAUUUACAGAAAAAGUCAAACCCAUCGAAAUAGCCACGGAAGACCCCAAAGUAGGGGACAAGUGUAAAGUGUCCGGAUGGGGAUUCACCACUAAAAGUCGAACUAACAGUCCCGACAAAUUGCAAUGGUUGGACGUAAAAAUUAUAUCGAAUAAAGACUGUGAAACCGAUUAUUUACGAAACUUUAAAAAAUUUUAUCCUGUUACGAAAACCCACAUCUGUACAUACAACAAGGGAGGCGAAGGUUUCUGCCAAGGUGAUUCUGGUGGAACUUUGGCCUGCAACGACAAAUCUUCUGGUAUCGUCUCAUGGAACAUUCCGUGCGCUCAAGAGGAACCUGAUGUCUACACCAGAACCAGCAGCUACUUCACUUGGAUUACGGACACAAUGAAAGCUAAUAAGCCUUAAUAAUGUCCCAACAGUUCAUGUUAAACAACCACUUCUAACACUUAUUAAAUAGAUGCAAGGCAA